Messenger RNA from Talaromyces stipitatus ATCC 10500, 2112 nucleotides. RefSeq names its product G-patch domain protein, putative. Gene Ontology annotation, biological process: mRNA splicing, via spliceosome. Gene Ontology annotation, molecular function: RNA binding. The transcript has 7 exons. Gene Ontology annotation, cellular component: nucleus. Bases 1 to 2112 code for a protein of 703 amino acids. NCBI's taxonomy places the organism in Eukaryota, Fungi, Ascomycota, Eurotiomycetes, Eurotiales, Trichocomaceae. The record is from RefSeq and is a predicted model, not a curated record.
AUGGCGCAGGCACAUCGCUCCUCUGCCUACGAUGACAGGGACCGAGACGGAAGCAUGUAUGACGAUCGGUAUUCAAGAUCUCGCUCCGUUGAGCGCGGACACUACGGCGACCAUGCACCUCGAGGACCCGCUGCAAGUCAUAGACGACCCGAUUACUCGGAAGAUCGAGAUUAUAGAGCUGGUCGAGAUGACUACCGGCGAUCAUCACCCUCGCAUCGCGGUGGUGGUCGGGGAUAUAGAGACCGUGAUCGCGAAGGAUACCGUUCACCGGAAUAUGGCAACAGCCGCAGCAGAAGUCCCAGUCGCAGCCGCAGUCGUGGUCGCGGUCGUGAUCGUGACCGACAUCGUCAAAAUGUCCAGGAAAGCCGAGAAGUCAUCAUGGAAGGAUUACCGGUGGAUAUGGUUGAAGAAGACAUCUCGAAUGAAUUGUUAGAAUAUUAUCAUGUUCAAGGACUGGAAGACGUUCGAGUCAUUCGCGAUAGGCAGACAAAAAUAUCCCGGCAGAUUGGUUUUCUCCGCUUCUAUAGUUUGAACGACUCGAGGAAUUUCAUGGGACAGAACGCUCCAACUAUAUAUCUAUCUGGACGAAAUCCUGGCAAUGACGAUCACGGUGCCAAAGUUCGCAUAUCUUUUACUCGAGAGAGGGAUGACCGCCGUGGUCGGCCGGAGGGCGAGUGGACCUGCAGAAAUUGUUCGUUCGAUAAUUUUUCGACUCGUCACAAAUGCUUCCGCUGUCAGGCAGAUCGUGCCGAGGCGGAAAUGACCCCGGAUGAGUUACCUGCUCGCCCCAGCAAUAUCGGCGAUAAUGACGUAGCUCCCGACAACACUCCUUCCCAGUUCCUGUUGUUCAGAGGACUAGAUACUGCAGUUACGGAAGAAGUCUUUUCCAAGGGCGUCACGAAACUGUACAAACCCACGGUCGAUGACAAGCAAAACCCAGAAACCGCGCCGAAAAAAGCCAAAGUCGCUUCCACAACUGGCGAUUCUAAUCUCGGUGCACGGGAAGGUUCUUUACGGCGUGUACUACUCGUCCGUGACCGCCGUAGUAAUGAAAGCUGGAAAUUCGGUUUUGCAGAGUUUGCCACUAUCGAGGAUGCGCAAGCUGCUUUGGCAAAGCUGAACUCAUUUGAAAAGUUUACUAUCGCCUCGAAACCGGUCUUGGCCAGCUAUAUCCACGCUGGGGUCUUCGUACCGGUCCUUAAUCCGACGCCUAGUACAGCGAGGUUCACAUUCUGCCCUCUGAAUAAUCCGGCAAUGAAACUUGCAUACUGGGACGAAGAUGGCUAUGUUACGGAGCUGGUAGUCUCCACCGAGGAUCUCGAUAAAAAGCCAAAGACAGACUCAAAGGCUCCGAAAGAAAGUGACAAGGCAAGGAAGAGGAAAGCAGAAGCAUCCAGCUCUGUUGGCGUGAAGAAGAUGGCUGUACCUUCCCAUCUCCAAUUCUGGUCCAACCGGCAUGCCGAGCUACAUGGUAUUCAAAAGAAGGACGAUGAGGGCCAGGAAGCCGGCAAAGAAUCAGAAAAGGAAUCUGCGGCCGUUACUGCAGCACCCCCUAGUCGAUCUUAUGCCGACUUGAACCGUAACUGCUGCUACUUGUGCAUGCGCCAAUUCAAGUCAUCGGCAGAAGUCAACCGGCACGAACGAUUGAGUCAGUUACAUCGCGACAAUCUCAACAAAGAGGAGCUAGUUACAAAGGCCUUGGCGAAACUGGAAAAACAUAAAGACGAUCAGCCUACUACGGAAUACCGAGACCGAGCUAAAGAGCGCCGCCAAGCCUUCGGAAGCACUCGACAGACUCAGGCUAAAGUCAAACCUGCUGCUCCUGCGAAACGCGACGAUGAAGAGCCUGCGGUUGUACCGGCGCCGUCCAAAGGUGCGGCUCUAUUGAGCAAAAUGGGUUGGUCUGAGGGGUCUGGCCUGGGUGCGCAGGGAACCGGUAUGACGGCUCCAAUUGCUACUGAUGUAUAUGCUCAGGGUGUUGGACUUGGCGCGCAAGGAAGCAAACUUGGCGAGGCGUCGGAGGAAGCCGCUCGGAAUACUCGUGGCCGUUAUGAUGAAUUUCUGGAAAAGACGAAAGAUUUGGCCAGAGAGAGGUAUGAGCGAAUGCCUUGA